CCCGGUUUCCCUAUUCACCGACUCAAACGUUAGCGCUAUUAGCCUGCUGGAAAUCUGCCUGUCUUGGCAUUAUAGGGGCCUUGUUGUAUUUUGUCAGGCAACCCGACUUCAAUACAGAGUCACUUAGUCUUCAUAAAAGGGGUCAAUAAAGUCUGCAGGUGCAGGAUGUACAGCUUCAUGGGCGGAGGGCUGUUCUGUGCAGGCGUGGGGAACAUCCUCCUGAUUGUUUCCACGGCAACCGAUUAUUGGAUUCAGUACCGGCACUCCAACAACUACAUGCAUCAGGGCCUGUGGCGGUACUGCAUGCCGGGGAAAUGCUUCACACACAAUGAAAGUAUUGCCCACAUGGAUGCCACCCGAGCACUCAUGAUCCUCUCCCUCUUGGCGUGUUUCAUGGGCAUCAUCAUCGGCAUCAUGGCCUUCAUCCACUACUCGUCCUUCGACAGGUUUGACAAAACCUUUGCUGCAGGCAUAUUGUUCUUCAUCUCAUGCUUUUUCGUGUUGCUAGCAAUGGCAGUAUACACUGGUGUGACGAUUAAUUACUAUGGUAAACGCUAUGGCAACUGGAGGUUCUCCUGGUCCUACAUCAUCGGCUGGGUGUCAGUGGUGCUAACCUUCUUUUCAGGUAUAUUCUAUAUGUGUGCCUAUCGGAUGCACGAAUGCCCCAGAAACUCAAACUCUCACUAGAAGACUUCAGAAAUGAUCAUCAAUUUCUUAUGAUUUUGAGAGCCACUAACUUGUGGCUGUUCCCCGUAUUUGAGAGUCAAGAUGGAUCAACCCACUAUUUACUUUUGGAACAUGGAUUAUAGAAUUGAAAUGAUAUGAAUAAAGGACGUUGGGGGUAAACGUGUCACCUUUUCAAUGAUUAAAUGCUUGUUCUUUUAUAUUUGUAUGGCCCAUUUUUACACGUCAGACAUAUUGCCCAUUUUGACUCUACAGGUCUGAUAUGAUAUAUACAGACAAACUAUCCCAGAUCUGGUCAAGUUAAGUGAUCCAAGUACCUAAAAGAAAUUGUGACAGAUGCACUGUCUCCAGGUAUGACAAUCCAUAUUGUGGAAUAGCUAUAACAACCUAGUUAGCACUUUAGCAGAGUUUGGGAGGCAUCAAGAAAUUAUAUAACAUUACUGUCCAGGGUCAGCCUACAUUAGAAAAACAUAGUAUUUUUCAUGUGUACAUCUUCAAAUUAUUUUAGUAUAGUAUGUAGGGGAUACACAACAAGUUGCUAUGUUGAACUAUGUAUAAAAAAAACAUGUAUGUGUUUGGAUCAUACACCAAUGUUGUGUUCUUGUGGCAGGCAUUCUUGUACAACAUUAUGAAUUAUAUUUUGUCCAGGCUAACAGGAUUGGUUAAGUGGAAGACCCAGAUGUCAUAUAGGCUUACAAGGAAGCCAAAUAUAUUGCAUGCAAGAUGAUGCACUGGUGCCAGGUAUACAUAUUCGCAAAACACAUACUGUAGGCUGCGAUUACACAGGCAGGCAAAUUCUGAUUAUUUUCCCACUAAUUGCUCUAUUGACCAAACAGAUCAGCUCUUUUGCCAAUAAUUAAGGCAAAAUAUCAGAAUUGGGCUGCCUGUGAAAACACAGCCAUAUUGUGUGUGAAAUUUGUGUGAAGAUGUCACUUCGAUUGGUUAAACAUUGACCGGAGUUAAUUGAUGGAUGUCAGAAAUGUUUAGGCCAGCGUUUCUCAAACUCAAACCUGGGAACCCCAAGGAGUGCACAUUUAGUUUUUCGCCCUAGCACUACACAGCUGAUUCAAAUAUUCAAGCUUGAGGAUGAGUUGAAUAUUUAAAUCAGCUGUGUAGUGCUACGGCAAAAAACAUGAUGUGCACCCUUUGGGGUCCCCAGACCGAGUUUGGGAAAUGCUGGUUUAGGCCUAUAGGACCAUGUUUUGAGAUAAAUGUGUUGGAAAAAUUGACACAUAUUAAAUUAAUAUGACAUAACAA
Oncorhynchus nerka (sockeye salmon) is the source of this 1941-nucleotide messenger RNA. Its product is annotated as lens fiber membrane intrinsic protein-like. Bases 166 to 687 code for a protein of 173 amino acids. The record is from RefSeq and is a predicted model, not a curated record. Gene Ontology annotation, cellular component: plasma membrane. Gene Ontology annotation, molecular function: structural constituent of eye lens. NCBI's taxonomy places the organism in Eukaryota, Metazoa, Chordata, Actinopteri, Salmoniformes, Salmonidae. The transcript has 5 exons.